UAGAGUUAAGAUGGCGGCAUGUGGGUGAGGAGGCUGUGGAGCAAGGCUCCGGAUUUCUGUCGCUAAAAAGGAUUUAUAUGAAACCACCAAGCAGUGACUACAUAGAAAACAAUAUUUCCCCCAUAGUAUAUACAUUUUCGUCUUGUUUGGAUCGAAAAGAUGACGUCUAUACACUUCGUGGUUCACCCGUUGCCCGGGACCGAGGAACAGCUCAAUGACAGGCUCCGGGAAGUCUCUGAGAAACUCAACAAAUACAAUUACAACAGUCACCCCCACCUUAGCCUUCUGGAGCAGGCCACAUUGAAGCAGUGUGUAGUUGGACCAAACCAUGCUGGUUUUCUUCUGGAGGAUGGGCGUGUGUGUCGGAUAGGCUUCGCUGUUCAGCCCGACCGCCUGGAGCUGGGGAAGGCUGAUGGCACAGAGGGUUCAAAGUUGAGCAGUGGGUCAGGGGCAGGAAGGAGCUCCAGGCCAGGCAGGACUAGUGAUCCCCCCUGGUUCCUGCCUGGGUCAGACACUUUGGGCAGACUGGCAGGCAACACCCUUGGGAGUCGCUGGAGCUCGGGAGUGAAUGGUGGUGGUAGUGGUGGCGGGGGUAGCAGUGGAGGAGGAGGCGGAGGAGGAGGAGGAGGCGGCGCCAGUGGAGGUGGAGGGAGUAGCGGAGCUGGAGGAGGGGGCAACGGUGGAGGAGGAGGAGGCGGCUCAGGCUCAUCGGGUCGCUCCUCCACGGCGGCCAGAGACUCGCGCCGGCAGACGCGCGUCAUCCGCACCGGCCGAGACCGCGGCUCGGGUCUGCUGGGUAGCCAGCCCCAGCCAGUCAUCCCCGCCUCAGUCAUCCCAGAGGAACUCAUCUCUCAGGCCCAGGUUGUUCUGCAAGGGAAGUCGCGUAGUGUGAUUAUCCGAGAGCUUCAGCGCACCAACCUGGACGUCAACCUGGCUGUCAACAACCUGCUGAGCCGUGAUGAUGAGGACGGAGACGACGGGGAUGACACGGCCAGCGAGUCCUACCUGCCUGGAGAAGACCUCAUGUCCCUGCUGGACGCAGACAUCCACUCUGCUCACCCCAGCGUCAUCAUCGAUGCCGACGCCAUGUUCUCUGAGGACAUCAGCUACUUCGGCUACCCCUCCUUCCGGCGCUCCUCCCUGUCUCGCCUCAGCUCCUCACGAGUUCUCCUUCUCCCCCUAGAGCGCGACUCAGAGCUGCUGCGCGAGCGCGAGUCGGUGCUGCGGCUGCGCGAGCGGCGCUGGCUGGACGGGGCCUCCUUUGACGCCGAGCGCGGCUCCACCAGCCGCGAGGGCGAACCCAGCCUGGACAAGAAGAGCGCGCCGCUACAGAGCCCCGUCUCCCUCACCGAGGAACUCCAGUGGUGGCCAGACAAGGAUGGCACCAGGUUUGUGUGCAUUGCAGCCCUGUACUCUGAGCUGGUAGCAGUGAGCUCCAAGGGGGAGCUUUAUCAAUGGAAAUGGACCGACCCCGAGCCCUACAGAAAUGCACAGAAUCCCUCAAUACAUCACCCACGCAUCUCUUCUCUGGGCUUGACCAACGAGAAGAUCACGCUGCUAUCCGCCAACAGUAUAAGAGCAACCGUAGCCACGGAGUCUAACAAGGUUGCGACGUGGGUGGACGACUCCCUGAGCACGGUGGCCUGUAAGCUGGAGCACGGUGCCCAGAGCUUCCCUGAGCUGCAGGGGGAGCGCAUCGUCUCCCUCCACUGUUGCGCCCUCUACACCUGCGCUCAGCUGGAGAACAGCCUCUACUGGUGGGGUGUGGUGCCUUUUAGUCAGCGUAAGAAGAUGCUUGAAAAGGCUCGAGCCAAGAACAAGAAGCCAAAGUCUAGCGCUGGCAUCUCGUCCAUUCCCAACAUCACAGUGGGAACCCAGGUGUGCCUGAGAAACAACCCUCUAUACCACGCCGGAGCCGUGGCUUUCUCGGUCAACGCCGGCAUCCCCAAGGUGGGCGUGCUGCUGGAGUCGGUGUGGAACAUGAACGAGAGCUGCCGCUUCCAGCUGCGCUCACCGGAGAGCCUGAAGAACAUGGACAAGAGCACCAAGACACAGGAGACCAAGACCGAGAGUAAACCUGAGCUGGUGAAGACUGAGAUGGGCCCGCCUCCCUCCCCUGCCUCCACGUGCAGCGAUGCCUCCUCCAUUGCUAGCAGCGCCUCUCUGCCCUACAAGCGUCGGCGCUCCACCCCUGCCCCAAAGGAAGAAGAGAAGGUCAACGAGGAGCAGUGGCCUCUAAGGGAGGUUGUCUUUGUGGAGGACGUGAAAAACGUCCCCGUGGGAAAGGUGCUAAAAGUCGAUGGUGCGUAUGUUGCUGUGAAAUUUCCAGGGACCUCGAGCAGCGUGGGCAGCCAAAGCGCCGCUCCCACUGACUCUGACCCGUCCUCACUGCUGCAGGACUGUAGGCUUCUGAGAAUAGAUGAGCUUCAGGUUGUAAAAACUGGGGGAACUCCUAAAGUUCCUGAUUGUUUUCAGCGCACCCCUAAAAAAUUAUGUAUCCCAGAAAAGGCUGAAAUUCUAGCCGUGAAUGUUGACUCCAAAGGAGUCCAUGCCGUGUUAAAAACAGGCAGUUGGGUUAGGUACUGUAUCUUUGACUUGGCAACCGGGAAAGCUGAGCAGGAGAAUCAUUUUCCUACCAGCAACCUUGCUUUUCUGGGUCAGAGUGAGCGCAACGUGGCCAUCUUCACCGCAGGACAGGAGUCCCCCAUUAUCCUGCGGGAUGGCAAUGGCACAAUUUACCCCAUGGCCAAAGACUGUGUGGGCGGGAUUAGAGAUCCUGAUUGGCUGGAUCUGCCGCCCAUUACGAGCUUGGGCAUGGGGGUACAUUCCCUUGUCAAUCUCCCCAGCAAUUCGACGAUCAAAAAGAAGGCUGCUGUCAUCAUCAUGGCAGUGGAGCAGAAGCAGACGCUGAUGCAGCACGUGCUGCGCUGCGACUACGAGUCGUGUCGUCAGUACCUGGCAGGCCUGGAGCAGGCCGUGCUGCUGGAGCAGAGCCCCCACGCCCUGGACGCCCUGCUGGGCCACCGCUGCGACGGCAACCGCAACGUGCUGCACGCCGCCGUCUCCGUCUGCUUCCCCGUCAGCAACAAGGAGACCAAGGAGGAGGAAGAAGCCGAGCGGUCGGAGAGGAACACAUUUGCGGAGCGUCUGUCGGCAGUGGAGGCCAUCGCUAACGCCAUCUCUGUCGUGUCCAGCAACAGCUCUGGCAACCGCACCGGCUCCUCCAGCAGCCGAGGCCUCCGGUUGAGGGAGAUGAUGAGGCGUUCCCUCAGGGCGGCGGGCGUGGGCCGUCACGAGUCUGGACCCUCCUCCAGCGACCACCAGGACCCCGUUUCCCCUCCCAUCGCACCCCCCAGCUGGGUGCCCGACCCCCCCUCUAUGGAUCCAGAUGGUGACAUUGAUUUCAUCUUGGCCCCUGCAGUGGGCUCCCUCACCACUGCCUCCACCGGCACCAGCCAGGGCCCCAGUACCUCCACCAUCCCUGCAGGGCCGUCAUCGGAGCCCUCCGUGGUGGAGUCCAAAGAUCGCAAGGCCAACGCUCACCUCAUCCUCAAGCUCAUGUGCGACAGCGUGGUGCUGCGGCCCCACCUGCGCCAGCUUCUCUCUGCCAAGGAUGCCCGUGGGAUGACACCGUUCAUGCUGGCAGUGAGUGGUAGAGCCUACCCAGCAGCCAUCACCGUCCUGGAAGCAGCUCAGAAAAUGGCAAAGGGUGACGCUGGCAGCGGGGAGAAGGAGGACGCCGACUCCCUCUUCAUGGAGAUGAUCUGCCCGGCCGGGACCAACCCGGACGACUCGCCCCUCUACGUGCUCUGCUGCAACGACACCUGCAGCUUCACCUGGACCGGCGCCGAGCACAUCAACCAGGAUAUCUUUGAGUGCCGGACAUGUGGACUGCUGGAUUCCUUAUGCUGCUGCACAGAGUGUGCCAGAGUCUGCCACAAGGGACAUGAUUGCAAGCUGAAGAGGACGUCUCCCACUGCGUACUGCGACUGCUGGGAGAAAUGCAAGUGCAAGACGCUAAUCGCCGGGCAGAAGGCGGCGCGCCUGGACCUGCUGUACAGGCUGCUCACCACCACCAACCUCGUCACCACUCCCAACAGCAGGGGGGAGCACAUCCUGCUGUUCCUGGUGCAGACGGUUGCUAGGCAAAGCGUGGAGCACUGCCAGUAUCGGCCACCCCGCAUCCGAGAAGACCGCAACCGCAAGGCUGCCAGCGCAGAGGACUCGGACAUGCCGGACCAUGACCUGGAGCCUCCACGCUUCGCUCAGCUGGCUCUGGAGCGCGUGCUGCAGGACUGGAACGCCCUCAAGUCCAUGAUCAUGUUCGGCUCCCAGGACAACAAAGACCCGCUGAGUGCGAGCAGCAGGAUUGCUCACCUCCUGCCUGAGGAGCAGGUGUACCUCAACCAGCAGAGCGGCACCAUCCGCCUGGACUGCUUCACACACUGCCUCAUCGUCAAGUGUGCCCCGGACAUCACGUUCAUUGACACGCUGCUGGGCACACUGGUGAAGGAGCUGCAGAAUAAGUACACCCCCGGGCGGCGGGACGAGGCGGUCAUGGUCACCAGGCGCUUCCUGAGGUCGGUGGCCCGCGUCUUCGUCAUCCUCAGCGUGGAGAUGGCCUCCUCCAAGAAGAAAAACAACUUCAUCCCUCAGCCCAUCGGGAAGUGUCGGCGCGUGUUCCAGGCUCUGCUGCCGUACGCGGUGGAGGAGCUGUGCAACGUGGCCGAGUCGCUGAUCGUGCCCGUGCGCAUGGGCAUCGCCCGGCCCACCGCCCCCUUCACCCUGGCCAGCACCAGCAUUGACGCCGUGCAGGGCAGCGAGGAGCUGUUCUCCGUGGAGCCUCUACCCCCCAGGCCCUCCCCAGACCAGUCUAGCAACUCCAGCCAGGCGGCUUCGUCCUACAUCAUUCGCACCCCGCAGCCUCACCGCAGCAGCCAGUCGCAGCCUGUACGCGGCCGCGACGAGGAACAGGACGACAUCGUUUCCGCCGACGUAGAAGAGGUGGAGGUGGUGGAGGGUGUUGCUGGAGAGGAGGAUCACCACGACGAUCAGGAGGAGCAGGGAGAGGAGAACGCGGAGGCCGAGGGCCAGCACGAUGAACAUGACGAGGAUGGAAGUGACAUGGAGUUGGAUCUGUUGGCAGCUGCCGAGACUGAGAGCGACAGUGAGAGUAACCAUAGCAACCAGGACAAUGCCAGUGGGCGGAGAAGCGUGGUCACUGCGGCGACAGCUGGAUCUGAAGCAGGUGCCAGCAGUGUCCCGGCCUUCUUCUCAGAGGACGACUCGCAGUCCAACGACUCGAGCGACUCGGACAGCAGCAGCAGCCAGAGCGACGACGUGGACCAGGAGACGUUCAUGGUGGACGAGCCCCUGGAGCGCACCACGGGCACGGCGCACGCCAACAGCGCUGCCCAGGCCCCGCGCUCCAUGCAGUGGGCCGUGCGCACCACGCCCAGCCAGCGCGCCUCUGGCGGAGCGCCGUCUAGCACCUCCACGCCCGCAGGUCAGACGCGCACACACGCAGCGAGCUCCACAGGCCUGAUCUACAUCGACCCGUCCAACCUGCGGCGCAGCAGCGCCAUCAGCAACAGCGCGGCGGUGGCGGCCGCGGCCCUGGAGGCCAGCAACUCCAGCAGCUACCUGACCUCGGCCAGCUCCCUGGCCCGCGCCUACAGCAUCGUCAUCCGCCAGAUCUCCGACCUCAUGGGCCUCAUCCCCAAGUACAAUCACCUGGUCUACUCCCAGUACCCAGCCGCCGUCAAGCUCACCUACCAGGACGCAGUCAACCUGCAGAACUAUGUGGAGGACAAGCUGAUCCCCACCUGGAACUGGAUGGUGUCCAUCAUGGACUCCACAGAGGCCCAGCUGCGCUACGGCUCUGCGCUGUCCUCCGCCGGGGACCCGGGUCACCCCAGCCACCCGCUGCACGCCUCCCAGCACGCCGGACGCCGAGAGCGCAUGACCGCCCGUGAGGAGGCCAGCCUACGCACGCUGGAGGGACGCAGGCGUGCUGCUACGUUGCUGACGGCUCGUCAGGGCAUGAUGUCAGCGCGGGGUGACUUCCUCAACUACGCGCUGUCCCUCAUGCGCUCGCACAACGACGAGCACUCGGACGUGCUGCCCGUGCUGGACGUGUGCUCGCUCAAGCACGUGGCCUACGUCUUCCAGGCCCUCAUCUACUGGAUCAAGGCCAUGAACCAGCAGACCACGCUGGACACCCCGCAGAUGGACCGCAAGAGAAAUCGAGAGAUUCUGGAACUUGGUUUGGACAAUGAAGAUUCCGAACAUGAGAAUGAUGAGGACACCAAUCAGAGUGUUGCAUUGGAAUUCCAAGAGGGACACAAGAGGAAGGCAGUUAGGCAGAAACGAGGCAAAAAGAAGCACACAUCUGGCAAAGGUUCCACACUGCAGGACAAGGAUGAUGAUCCGGUCCCCGCCGAGACGGGGCAGAACCACCCCUUCUUCCGGCGGUCCGACUCCAUGACCUUCCUGGGCUGCAUCCCGCCCAAUCCCUUCGAAGUGCCCCUGGCCGAAGCCAUCCCAUUGGCCGAUCAGCCCCACCUCCUACAGCCCAAUGCCAGGAAGGAGGAUUUGUUUGGCAGGCCAAGUCAAGGCCUCUACUCCUCAACAUACAUGGCCAGCAAAGGCUUAUCUGACCUCUCAAUGGACAGGAACUGCUUGGAGUAUCGGUACCAAACCAUACUAAAACGUAAUGACUCGUCCACCCAGAUCCUGCCCACGAAGAUGUCUUACUCGGCCAACAUGAAGAAUGUGAUGAGCAUGGAGUGUCGUCCCCGGGGCGAGGAGCAGGCUGCUGCUGACCAUGAAAUGGAUACCUCCAAGCCCGGCCCCUCACCCCACGACCUGGCCGCGCAGCUCAAGAGCAGCCUGCUGGCUGAAAUAGGCCUUACCGAGAGCGACGGACCCCCUCUGCCCUCCUUCAGACCCCACUGUAGUUUUAUGGGAAUGGUGAUCUCUCAUGACAUGCUGCUGGGCCGCUGGCGGCUCUCUCUGGAGCUGUUUGGAAGAGUCUUCAUGGAGGACGUGGGUGCCGAACCGGGAUCGAUUCUGACAGAGCUGGGCGGCUUCGAAGUGAAGGAGUCCAAGUUCCGGCGGGAGAUGGAGAAGCUGCGCAACCUGCAGUCGCGGGACCUGGCGCUGGAGGUGGACCGCGACCGAGAGCAGCUGAUCCAGCAGACCAUGCGGCAGCUCAACACGCACUUUGGCCGCCGCUGCACCACCACACCCAUGGCCGUGCACCGCGUCAAGGUCACCUUCAAGGACGAGCCGGGCGAGGGCAGCGGCGUGGCGCGCAGCUUCUACACCGCCAUCGCACAGGCCUUCCUCUCCAACGAGAAGCUGCCCAACCUCGACUGCGUGCAGAGCGUCAGCAAGGGAAUGCAGGCCAGCAAUCUGAUGCAGCGGUUGCGGAACAGAGAUCGAGAGAGGGAGAGGAGGAGUGGGGGGCUGCGAGCUGGCUCCCGCCGCGACCGUGACAGGGAUUCAAGAAGGCAGCUGUCCAUUGACACCAGGCCCUUCAGGCCGGCCUCAGAGGGGAACCCCAGUGACGAACCUGAUCCACUACCCGCACACAGACAAGCGCUGGGAGAAAGGCUGUACCCUCGCGUGCACGCCAUGCAACCAGCGUUUGCCAGCAAAAUCACGGGGAUGCUUCUGGAGCUGUCCCCCGCUCAGCUGCUGCUGCUCCUGGCCAGCGAGGACUCCCUGAGGGCCCGCGUGGAAGAGGCCAUGGAGCUCCUUAUUGCACAUGGAAGGGAAAAUGGUGCUGACAGCAUAUUGGACCUAGGUGUCUUGGACACCCCUGAGAAAGCACAGUCUCCGUCUCCGUCCCUGCAGCAGGAGAACCGGAAGCGGCACGGCUCGACCCGCAGCGUGGUGGACAUGGAGCUGGACGACCCUGACGACGCGGACGACAACGCGCCUCUCUUCUACCAGCCGGGGAAACGCGGCUUCUACUCUCCGCGGCCCGGCAAGAACACCGAAGCCAGACUCAACUGCUUCCGCAACAUCGGCAGGAUACUGGGGCUUUGUCUGCUGCAAAAUGAACUUUGUCCUAUUACCUUGAAUAGACAUGUCAUCAAAGUGCUGCUUGGAAGAAAGGUGAACUGGCAUGAUUUUGCCUUUUUCGACCCGGUGAUGUACGAGAGCUUGCGGCAGUUAAUCCUCCACUCCCAGGCUGGGGAGGCAGAAGCGGUCUUCUCAGCCAUGGACCUGGCCUUCGCCAUAGACCUCUGUAAAGAGGAGGGGGCUGGACAGGUGGAGCUUCUGUCUGGUGGGGUGAACAUGCCGGUGACCCCUUUGAAUGUUUAUGAGUACGUUAGGAAGUAUGCGGAACACAGAAUGUUGGUUGUUGCCGAGCAACCUUUGCAUGCGAUGAGGAAGGGACUUCUCGAUGUGCUGCCCAAGACGGCUCUGGAGGACCUGACGGCAGAGGACUUCAGGCUCCUGGUCAACGGCUGUGGGGAGGUCAACGUGCAGAUGCUCAUCAGCUUCACAUCAUUCAACGAUGAGUCUGGGGAAAAUGCAGAAAAACUGCUACAGUUCAAGCGCUGGUUCUGGUCCAUUGUGGAGAAGAUGAGUAUGACAGAAAGGCAGGAUCUGGUAUAUUUCUGGACCUCCAGUCCCUCCUUGCCGGCCAGCGAGGAGGGUUUCCAGCCGAUGCCCUCCAUCACCAUCCGGCCGCCAGACGACCAGCACCUGCCCACCGCCAACACCUGCAUCUCCCGCCUCUAUGUGCCACUCUACUCCUCCAAACAGAUACUCAAACAGAAACUCUUACUAGCCAUCAAGACCAAGAACUUCGGUUUUGUGUAGAGGUUGAUGAUGAGAAAAAAAGAAAACAUGUUUACUGUUGUGUAAUAUUACUAGUUCCAUUUUUGUAGAUUUAUUUUUUGUCUAUACAAUUUUAUGAAAUUUAAAGAAAUGCUGUCGCAUCCCAGGCGGUAAAUUUUGGUCUUUUGUUGAAGCAGACGGCUUGUUGUUUUAUUUUAUUUUUUGUUUUAUUUUUUUCUUCCUUUUCCAGAAAUAAUAUACAUUCCUGCAUUGGCUUUGUGAAAGUUGAGCCCGCAGCACCCAGUUCCAUUGGCUUGAACUGUGUAAUGUCAUAGGAAUCAUCUGGUCCGACAUUAAAAAAAUAAUAAUAAAGUGUCUGCCAAGCCCCAGCCAAAGAUGACAGCAGAAAAUAUUUAACAAAAAAUGACACUGUGAUUAUGGUUUUGUUUUCCUUCCCCUUCUGCCCAUGACAGAAAACUUAUCACUGAGAGAUCACAGCUGCCUUUGUGGAAAGUCAUUUUUCUUGUAUAGGGGGAGUAGGGAAUUUCAGAAUAAACUUGGAUGCAACUA
Engraulis encrasicolus (European anchovy) is the source of this 9366-nucleotide messenger RNA. It is a transcript of the gene ubr5, whose product is annotated as ubiquitin protein ligase E3 component n-recognin 5. Gene Ontology annotation, biological process: protein polyubiquitination; positive regulation of canonical Wnt signaling pathway. Gene Ontology annotation, cellular component: nucleus; cytoplasm. The record is from RefSeq and is a predicted model, not a curated record. The transcript has 59 exons. Bases 160 to 8838 code for a protein of 2892 amino acids. Gene Ontology annotation, molecular function: ubiquitin-ubiquitin ligase activity; zinc ion binding; RNA binding. Lineage: Eukaryota; Metazoa; Chordata; Actinopteri; Clupeiformes; Engraulidae.